Molecule: messenger RNA, 816 nt
Organism: Suillus plorans
Lineage: Eukaryota; Fungi; Basidiomycota; Agaricomycetes; Boletales; Suillaceae
Exons: 5
Coding region: 68-688 (206 amino acids)
Molecular function (GO): FMN binding
Source: RefSeq, a predicted model, not a curated record
CACUCCUGCCGGAAAAGACUGGCUUGCAGGCGAAUCUGCAGGCUGGAAAGUCUACAGCACAACAGAAAUGGACAAGACCAAUCUCAACAACCUCUUGAAUUCAGGCGUUCUACCACGCCCCAUGUCACUCGUAUCCACGAUCAGCGAGGAUGGCGUCACCAACUACCCGCCUGUCAUCUCAUUCACGAUCAACCACAAUGCUACGGGCAGCCUAAAAGAUACGACCGCGAACCUGAAGAACGGCCAAGGAUUCACCGUGAACAUCAUCAGCGAGGCAUUCGUCGAGAAUGCAAAUUCGACUGCCGUAGACGCUCCUCCCGAGUUCGACGAGUGGGCUCUCAGCGGUCUGACAAAGGAGAAAUGCAUACGUGUGCAAAUAAGAGCCUCGCGCGUCAAGGAAAGCGCUUUUAGCAUGGAAUGCGAGCUCUACAAAUCGAUAGAUAUCACACAUCCAGUCACAGGCGAGCACAACAGCACGCUCAUCCUUGCGCACGUCAAGUACUUCCACGUGCGCAAAGACAUGCUCACAAGCAGAGGUGCCGUCGACCUCACAAAAUUCAAGCCUGUCGCGCGUGUGGGCGAUAUUUCAUAUGCCCGGGUCGGAGAUACAUACAGGAUCCCUGUGCCUUCAUGGGCGCAGGAGGAGGCGAAGAUACAGGAAGCAUUGAAGACACUCGCAUCACUAUAAAAUAGAACGAGGGUGGCUUACCAUUUCUGAGGAAGAUAUACCAUAGAUCAUAUAGAUAUCAGCAUCCAGGCGGGAUAGAGUCCGUCGCUAUUUCUUUUCCCUAAGAUAGACCUUUAUAAUUGACUAGC